This is a messenger RNA of Caenorhabditis briggsae, 2907 nucleotides long. Lineage: Eukaryota; Metazoa; Nematoda; Chromadorea; Rhabditida; Rhabditidae. The record is from RefSeq and is a predicted model, not a curated record. Gene Ontology annotation, molecular function: chromatin DNA binding; RNA polymerase II cis-regulatory region sequence-specific DNA binding; histone H3K27me2/H3K27me3 demethylase activity. Gene Ontology annotation, biological process: regulation of gene expression. Gene Ontology annotation, cellular component: MLL3/4 complex. The transcript is spliced from 8 exons. Bases 1 to 2907 code for a protein of 968 amino acids.
AUGUCACAGCCGCCUUCCGGAUCGACGAGCCAGCUAAUGACGCAAAUCCAACAGCUGGAACAGAUGCAGAAAGCAUUGGAAAUGUGUCAGAACACGGGAAAAACUUUGAUGGAUGACGUGCAGAAGCAAAUCUCCAUCACGAAACUUUCGGAUAACGUUGAGAAGCUGAAUGGCGAGAUGUCAACCGUGUCGUCUGAUGUCAAUUCAAUCAAUACCAGGACCGGAUCAAUGGAGUCGAUGUUAGCGCAACUUCUUGAGAAUUCAAACAACAUUUUGAAGAAUCAGUCGAGUUUGGAAGAAACUGUCGCCAACAUGGAAAAUACUCUUAACCAGUCAAUUUCUGAUAUCCAAUUUAUCAAAAAACAGUUGGAAGCAAAGACGAUUUCGGAUGAAGCUAUGCUGAGGAAGCUGAUGGAUACUCAGAAUCAGAAGAUUGAAGAGCAUAUGAACGAAAUCGUCAUUGCAAUCAAGAAGAUCGGUUCGAAUGCGGAGACAUCCGAAGUCACCAAAACUCUCCAGUCUACUUCUCAAGAAUUUCAAGAGAAAUCUGAUGCGCGGCCAACAUCAUCGACACGUGCUCUCAAUAAUUCUGUGGCAACACCAGAAGUAGUUGUACUAUCCUCUCCAGGCACAGAUGUUAAAAUUAUUCCGACCCCGGAAUCAAAUGUGAAUGGAAGUCAACAGAAGGAAUCCAGAGAGCAAGAAGAAGGACAAACCACUUCAUUGGCUAACAUCGCUGAAGCUGUUUUUGAGGAUUUACAACUGGCGCCUCACGUUGAUAAGACACUCGAAGGGAAUACUGAACAAUCCAAAACAGGAGUCAAGCGACAACGUGCUCCGUCAAAUGAAAUGGAGCAGACAUCGUCAAAAUUCCAGAAACGCCAUGAUGCCGACGACCGCGACAGUCGUGUUUCCAUUCCAAGUUAUGAAUUCGACUACCCGAUGGAUACUCAAGCAGAUAGAGCUCAAGCAGAGAAACAAGCUGAGAACCAAAAGUCGAUUGAACGGGAUGACAGGUCUCGAGGAGCUACUUCAAACCAUACCAAAAGCAACUCCGCAAUCCCUGAAGAGGCUAACAAUAUCCUAGUCAAUGAAGAAGUUGCGGAUGAACCAACAGAGGAUUCUUCUGAUCACAGACCCCAUGAACAUCGUCAUGAUCAACAGGCUAUCGAUAGUGAUCAUUUCGAAGAUCAUCAUGAUGAGCUUGAUGCAUUGCCAGAAGAAGACAGUGAUCAACAAGAAGAGGACGUCAGUGAAACAGAGCCCAAUCUAGAUCCCGAGGAAGGUUCUGUUAGUGUCAAGAAAAGAAAGACCCGAAAAAGGAAAUCGAAGUUGACAUUACCGCGCGCAGCGAAAAAGACGGUCAAAGUGUUUGAUAUGGAGAAGCAUGAUUUUGAAUGGGGGCCUGUUGAAAACGACGCAGCAACGGAGUACCAAAAAAAUGAUGGAAAGAACAAAAUUGAUGUCUUUGUGGGAAAAAUUCAAGAAAACCCGGAUGAGGUUAUGAAGAAGCUUGCGGCACAAUCAGCGGCGUACACAGCAAACGGAAUGGUGCGAUUCGCCAGUGGAGAGCUGCAGUGUACUUAUGAUAAUGAGAAACAAAGACGAAACGUGACCACAUUCCUCAAAUCACACACGAGCGCAAUCGAUCCGUGCUAUUUGAGAACAACUGUAGACCUUGACACAUACCGAGCUUUCGAUGUCGAUAACUUUCGACACUGUCAAGAAUAUCUGAUGUGGCACACGAUGCAACAAGUACCCCAAUCACCAUUGCCAAGAAGCGAGAAGGAUAGACAAGCUCCCACGGAAGAACAUUUUCAUCAACUUCCGACUACUGCUAUCAACCAUCAAGCGUACACUCUCACCUCUACCCAAAUCGCUGCAUUAGUUGCUGAGUCCCUGCUCAAUAUUCUCAAAAAGUGCGACCCAAAACAAGCUCCUGCCAUAGCCCAAGAUUUCAUGCAGAACGGAAUCAAGGCACCGUAUCGGUUUGAAGGAGUGGAGAAACAAUAUUCCUGGACACCAUUUGCGACAAACAUUGAUCUUAAUGAGGAAGCAGAGAACUCCCAGAAUCUAGACAAAGACGAGGAUUAUUUCAAAGAGCAAUUAGAUAUUCUGUCCCAACUUCCCUGGUUCAUGCAAGCCAGUGACAAAGGCAACUUGCUGGCUCAUAUCGGCCAAAACGUGUUCGGUGUCAACACGGUGCAGAUGUAUUCCAAGUUUAUCGGCUCGUUUACUGCCGCUCACAUGGAAAAUUCGUUAAUGGCAAGUAUCAACUGGAAUGUUGGACCCGGAACUUCCAUCUGGUAUGCGAUUCCGUACGAAUACUGGACAAAGCUCGAGACAUUAGUUGGGUCGAUGCGGCAGAAGUACCAUGAGCAGAACUAUUGGCCAAGUGAAGAAGACAUCCAUGAAGCGAAUAUCCCGUUGAUUAAGUUUGAGCAAAAGAAGGACGAGCUGGUCUACGUCAAUACUGGCACUUUCCAUUGGGUUAAGUCGGAGGGCUAUUGCACCAACGUCUCUUGGAACGUGGGCCCAGCCAAUUUCAACCAGCUCGCCGCUUCCCUCAUUUCCGCAUCACACAAUACGGACUGCAACCACGAGUGCCAUAUCCCAAUCACCACUGUUAUCUGGAAUGCCGCCAAAGAACAAAUGUUCAAAGACGACAAGUUGAUGUACAAAUGUAUGCGGUGGCACAUGCAAAGGAGCCUUGCGUGGUGCAUUGGUUACGUAAAGUGGAUCAAAGAGAAGGGAUUUGAACUCCUUGAUUGGACUGGUCAUGCGGAGCAGUAUCUUUACCGUUGUCAUACCUGCGAGCAGGAAGUCUUCAACAUCGUUAAGAUGCUUCGAAUCAACAAUAAAAUGAAGGAAGACGAGAUUUUCUGCCUCAAAUGUCCCAUCAAGUAG